AUGAAGCCCGGAUUCACCACUAAGCUAAUACCUGGGGAGACCAAACUCACGAAGCCGCAAUCAGAGACCUCUGGGUCAAGCAUUGAUAGCUCUGGCCGUUCUCUGCAUGCCAUUUACAUACCAUACCUCACCUUGUCGAUACAACGCCGAAGCCAAGACCUUGGCAAGGACGACCAAGACUGGGGGAACCAACAGAAGAAGAAAGAUGAGGAGAAACAGAAGGAAGGCAAAGAGGAUGAAGGGGGGGAUAAGCUCAGGCAAGCUUUUAAAGAGUACCAUCGCCUGCUACAGCUCUACAAAGGGGAAGUCAUUCAUGGCUCAGCGACUCUUGAUGAGUCCUUUUAUCACUUCUCUAGGACUCAACGGGAGCAGCACAAGGCCCAAGAGAAUGAUGAAGAACACGCCGCGCAACAACAGGAACGGGAAAGGCGCAACCAAAGUCAAGUUGUUACAAGGGAUAUUCACAAGGAAGGUCUGGCAAAAAAGUCUCAUUGGACUCUCGUUCGGGUGAACCAGUUAUGGGUGUGGAUAAUCGGCUCAAAGUGGUUGAUCACGGCCACCACACAUCCCAUCGACCAAUUCGAAGAUCCUUUUUUGACCGAUGUACUUAGUCAUAUCAAAGACCGGGCCACAGCAGAGGGAAGGGAGGUCGGGUCGCGAUCCCCGCUUGGGAUGGCCAAGACUAUUGUUCAGUACUGCAUCGAUUCCUACGACCGACAACCAAACCCAGACGUGUACGGUACCGAUGGUUCCAUCCGUCAGAUCUUUUCUGACUCCAUCAACAAGAUUGCUAGGAACGACGUCAAGCUGUUUGAAGGCUUCUGUGAAAGUAUAGAAUCAAAGCAAACGAAGGAGGAAGAUAAGGCAUAUGGGUGGGACAACAGGGCACCCAAGGAGCAAAGAGAGGCUCAUCAUAGGGGAGGCACUGUGGAGAGGAACAAGAGAAUCAAGAAAGCUAUCAAGGCUGCGGCAACUCUUUCAAACGAAAUCAGAGACAUCCGCGACGAGCUUCAAAUGCUUCAGGCAAUCGCAAAGCACCAGGCGGAGGUUCAGAAGAAGUUGCAAAAGAAAUCCUUUGUAGACACCACUGGAUGGAUCCAGGACAUGAUCAAGACCGCUGAUCGCAUCAAGUCAAAUGUGGAAAUGACGCUCUCCCUAGAGCAGAGCCAAGUUGCCAACGAUCAAGCGAAAGAGAGCGUUCAGCAGGGAAAAAACCUCAUGAUUUUCACCGCCAUUUCAUCGUUCUUCCUACCUUCAUCUUUCCUCGCGUCUCUCUUUGCCUUGGACGUGGAAUCUUUUCACAAGGCCCCAUAUUGGAUAUUCCUCAUCAUUUUCCUUGUUUCGGGCUUUUUCACCCUUCCCUCUCUCUACGUCUUCUGGCUCAAAGGAAUGGUUUCGUCAGCUCCCAAGCCACCGCCUAUCAAAAACACCCGCAGCCCUAAAGACGAUGGGGAGGAGAGAGGCGAGGCGACAAGGUCUUACCAAGGUAAAGAGGAGGAGCAUCAGUAUACCAUGUAUGCCAGGCAUAAGGUCUGGCGAAAGCGACCACAGGAGAAAAUGUCUGAGGUGUAA
Molecule: messenger RNA, 1572 nt
Organism: Clonostachys solani
Lineage: Eukaryota; Fungi; Ascomycota; Sordariomycetes; Hypocreales; Bionectriaceae
Source: the annotation of a GenBank genome assembly